AUGGCGCAAACUCUCAGGACCAGUACCCGUCUCUUUGCUCGGAUGAGCUCUAGAACGGUGCCAGCUUCUCGCCGAAGCUUUAUCGUUGCCCCCGUCUCGAGGAUGCCGGACUUGAUUCAAGACAUGUACCUGAAAGAACUACGAGCGUACAAGCCCCCGCCACAAAAAGCUUCGGAUGCCGAGGGACACGUUCAAAAAUUCACACCUCCCGCCGUACCCAAGUCACCAGAAGAGACCAAUCUUGCAAGCGAAAUGAAGGAAUACGAAGACCAAGUUGUUGAGAUUGAAGGCCAGGCUGCACCAGGAGAGACACAGCCUGAAGAAGACUUUUUCGAGGACAUUGAGGAGGAAGAUGAACCUGCACACCAUUGA
Messenger RNA from Cladophialophora psammophila CBS 110553, 372 nucleotides. Its product is annotated as F-type H+-transporting ATPase subunit H. Gene Ontology annotation, biological process: proton motive force-driven ATP synthesis. The coding region runs from base 1 to 372 and encodes 123 amino acids. The transcript has 3 exons. Lineage: Eukaryota; Fungi; Ascomycota; Eurotiomycetes; Chaetothyriales; Herpotrichiellaceae. The record is from RefSeq and is a predicted model, not a curated record.